Nicrophorus vespilloides is the source of this 2202-nucleotide messenger RNA. RefSeq names its product protein Smaug homolog 1 (gene smg). The coding region runs from base 277 to 2100 and encodes 607 amino acids. Gene Ontology annotation, molecular function: protein binding; translation repressor activity; mRNA binding. Gene Ontology annotation, cellular component: P-body. NCBI's taxonomy places the organism in Eukaryota, Metazoa, Arthropoda, Insecta, Coleoptera, Silphidae. The record is from RefSeq and is a predicted model, not a curated record. The transcript is spliced from 4 exons. Gene Ontology annotation, biological process: nuclear-transcribed mRNA poly(A) tail shortening; negative regulation of translation.
AAUGUAGCAAGAUUGCUUAUAAGAAAGACUGCAAGACCGAAGAAUUGAAGAGUGAAGAAGUGUCAGCAAGAGCUGUAAUUUGUGUGUAUAGAUGAGUGAGAGUAUGAAUGUAUGUUUGGGGAUUUAGAAUACGAAUCCCAUGUUUGAAAUCAUCAGAGUAAUAAAGGAAUGAACCGUAAAAUUGUUGAAAGUGGGGUUAAUUUAUAAUUUUAAUGAGUUUUACUUCAGAGACAGCUUAAGAGGAGUAAUUUUGCAGAAAUCAAAUUUAAAAAAACCAUGGAUUAUGUGCCGAUGCGUGACCUUUCCGAGUUUUGCGAGAAUCUCAAUGAAAUGAGACUGAGAUUCCACAAAUGGGACAGCUGUGAAAGAACUGUAGCCCUGUACUACUUGAUGGUGGGUCUUCCAUUUUCAAAUGCUAGGUUUUUGCAGCAUGCAUUGGAGCAAUGCAUAUCACAAGUGAGCACACCAGAAACUGUUUCUUUGGAACAGAAUGCAAAUGAUGCAAAAUUUGUAAUGAACCUGUUGUCAGAAAGGCCACAAACAGCACUGACCAUGCUCCUAACACAUUUGCCUCUGCUAAGGCCUGGUAAGAAGGAGACCUCAGAUUCUUAUUUGGUGGUAAUAAAAAAGGUCUUAGCUGAGCUGAUUUCGCCGCCGUUUAAGAUUUACAACGAGUGCGUGGAAAUCAUGUCUUAUGUGUUUGUCCAUCCUGCCUUUGGUAAGGAGGACAAGAAGUCUUUCAAACAGCUGCUGAAGCAGGUUGUUAGUAAAGUAAACCCAGAUAAUUUCGUGCAUUCACCUGUUAAUGAAUCUAGCGAUGAGUCUGUUAGUCCUAACCCAGAACCAGUGGGUAUCAAUAAUCAAGCCUCUGUCAGAUUAAACAGGCGUUCCAAUAGUUUAACCCCUGCUCAGACGAAUUCUCACGAGAAUCUCAUUACCAGACAACCGGAGGCUGAGGUGUGGUCCUCGCAGGAGAACCUCUCAAAUCAGCUAAUCUCGAAACCCCGUAGCUAUUCAUUAUCAAAUGACAAUACUAUUAUAUUACCGCAGAAUAAUUCAUUACAAUUGAGUAGUUCGGAAACGCGCCUGCAGGAUUUGCAGACGAUGAACAAUCAACCGAUGAUGAAGAGCAUCGUAUCCUGGCUGAAAUCUUUGCGAUUGCACAAGUACAGCUGGGUCUUUAACAACCUGAACUACCAUCAGAUGUUGGAACUCACAGACGAGUCUCUGCAAGCCAUCGGUAUAACGAAGGGCGCCAGACAUAAGCUUCUACUGAGCAUAGCCAAAUUGAAAGAGCGCAGCGCAACGCUGACCGAAUUAGAGACAGAGGUGAUGAACGGCGCUGAUUUAUUAAAUGCACUCAAAAAGUUGAAAGCCAUUCUGCAAAGUCCGCUGCAGGUGUGCAACGGCGAAGAUUUGUCCACUCAAUUUGUAAAAGUUAUGGGAAAAGUUUGUACUCAGUUAUUGAUGCUCAGGCAACCGUUAGACGAGUGUCUUUCAUUAUUCUCAACCCUUUGCGAGAGAGCCGAGGUCUGCGACUCUUUUACCACCGAGCAGAAAAGGCGACUUGCUUUAUGGCGUGGACAGUUGGGCAAAGGCAAUGGAAAUCACAACUAUAAUGGAAAUAAUCAUUAUAGACAUGGGGGAGUCAAAUCGCAUCAACAACAACAACAGCAGCAGCAAUCACAAUUCCCGUCUCCUGCGGCCGCUGGCAGUGGGUUGUCGGGUUCCUCGUUGCUGUUGCAACAAGUGUACAACCACCACAAAUCAUCUUCGUAUCCAAACGUACAGAGCAAUCAGGUGAUUGGUGGUCACAGACACUCGAUUGGCAGCUUGAUGCAAACUUUCCAUCAACCGACGACGAUGACCAGUUUCAACAUCAACCCCCCACAACAACAACAACAACAAAAUCACUACCUUCUUCAGCCAAGCCAAAAUCAGCAGCAACAACAACAGCUUGCACCGCAGCCGCCGCAACUUCAUCACGUCCGAUUCCAGGAGGCUCACAGCAAAGAUAAAAUACUCACCAAAAGUCACGACAUUGAGAGCAGCCUGGAAUCGCUCUGUUUGCAAAUGAUGGAGCACGCUCUAGGGCCUUAAACUCGAUUAUAAUAUUCGCGUUUCUCUCCGCAAAGUAUAUAUUUUUGUAUGAACUACUCGCCCACCCGACUAAUAAUGAUGAAAUUGUUAUAUAUUUUUUAU